AUGCCGGGUCUGUUGUCCGUGUCCAACCAAGGUUGCCACGAAUCUCGAAUUACAAUUUUUAGGUAUUCAAAAGGUACUUUAUAAUUGGAGAGGGGAAGAUUGUGUAAAAAAGUUAGGGCAGAUGGAAAAGAGAUGGAUCUUUGAACUUAACACUCUCAUUCCAUAUGGCCUGAAUAACGAUUUUGAGUUAUGCCACUUUCUAUGAAUUAUUCUAUAUAACUCCAUAUAAACUAGUAGUGGACCCUUUAAAUUUCUAUUGUUCUUUCCAUAGAUACAGUUUUUAUAUUAUAAUAUUCUUUUUUAUUGUCUGGUGCUUUUAUAUAAUUUUAGCUGGGGAUUAGCACUUUAAAAUCUUGCAUUUUAAUAUUUUGCACUUUAAGGUUUUGCUCUACAUUUAAAUGGAAAUGGGCAAUUUAAACAGGUAUUCUCACCCUCAUGAUCUUCUUCUUAUAUCUAUUUAAUAUGUAUUAUCAGGGCUAGUGAAUUGUACUAUUGUGAAAGAUGAUGGUAGUUAUAGCAAAGAAAUAAUAAUCAUUGUUUCUUUAUUUCUCCUUUGCAUUUGCAUUCAUUUUGUAGGUGUUGUUUUUAAGAGUUACUGCAUAGUAUUUUAAACGUAGAUUUAAUUUGAUUCAAUUUACUUUGAUUCUUAUAUGAGGCUUUUAUUGUUAACCUUGCAAUACAGUCUUCUGUUUUUAAUGUUUUCCCAAGUAAAAGAAUUGCUGAUAUGCAGUAUAUUUAUAUAGGAGUUUCCUACGAGCAGUACACAUUAUGCAAAUAAGGUCUGCCAUGUUCAUCAAAUGAAUGGAUAAGUAAGAUGCUUCUUAUAGUGAACUUGCACAAAGUGAGGUCAUCACCGUUAACGUCCUGACUUAGCCUAUCGGCUAAGAAAAGGGCUGAACAUGUAAAAGAAAAAGAUUCCCGAGGCUACAUCACAGCUGACUGAGGAAGCUCACAGACGAGUGAAACACGUUGUAAUGGCACCCCCAGGCAUAAAAUGGGUUUAGAAGAUCUUCCCCUUCCAGAUACACAGGCAGCUACCAAAGACACCAAUCUGCCGAACAGGAAACCAUAUGAAUGCUGUAAACAGCCGAACCGGAACCAUACGAAUGCUGUAAACAGCCAAAUAGGAAAAACCAUAUGAAUAGAUUUACACCCCUAGCAGUCAAACUGGAACAGCAUACAAUAAAUCCCCCCAAGAACGAGGCAAGGCUCCGUGUUGAGGGUCAAGCAGGAACAGACAAUAAACACGUACAAUACACUCAGACACUCCCACACAAAAUCCUCCCCUCUGCCUGUGAUACAUUUACCUUACACAAUGGGUAAUGUAAUUAUCACAGGCAGAGAAAUACAGUUUGUCUAUUCAUAACUUUAAAAGUAUGCAUCACAUUCACACAAAUGUACUUACAUUUUCAGAAUCAGCAUACUCCAAAUACAAACUUACGUCAAAAUCAUACAAAUUGGUCCAGUGGUUCAAAAGAUAGAUCGUAGUCCUUUGUGACCAAAUGAAGCAUGGCUUUUCUGACCAAAACCAGUUCCACAGAGUCUUCUAUCCUGCAAAUAAUUGGGAAGUAAUCCAAUUAUCUCCAAGGACGGAGGCAAAACUCCACUGAACACAUGGCAGCAAAAGACAAUAAAAUACAUAAAAAUAUAUAACUGUGCAGCCAUUGCAUAAAACAGGUACAUUCAACAUAUCCCCAGAUAGCUCAGAUCUGAGCGCACACUAUUACUAAAUGGCGCCCAGAUCACACACAUACAGUUCAAUUGCCAUGGAGCCAAAGUCUUUCCCAUAGUCUUUCAUUAUACGAAUGGGCUCCAUGGCAUAGCUAUCUGGGGUAUCACCGCUCCAACAGGGCAAACACCGAAUGACCCGGCUUUCGUGUCUUUGCGGGGUAAAAUCAAGCAUUUCAACAUGGGGCCAUAGUCUAAAGGCAGCAGGCGGGCAACCAGGCUCCUCCAAUGCACAGUGACGAGAUUGGUCUCGUCACACACGUUUUGGCUGACAUUGGACCUUUAUUUGGACUUUGUAAAUUACAUUUCCAUUUUUUUAUUUUUUAUUUAAAACCCACAAUAUUGUGUUUUAAUUUGGAAGCAAUAAAUUUACUUUUUAUACCAUUUAAGUCCUUGAAGCCUCCAGGAAUUCUUUGUGGGAAUUGCCAUCCCAGAAAUUGGCAUACUGCUGGACACCCUUAGACCCAGGUACUUAAGGCUCUUAAUAAGGUGAGCACAAAACUUACCAUAAGUAUAUAUACCACAAUUUUGCACAUUACUACUCAUCUGGCCUAUUUCCCUUCUCUCCUUUUUCUUUGGAGGAAUACCAUCAAGGAAAGGGGUAUAUUGCUGCCCAAAGAGCAUUAAGGCCUAUGUUACGGAGCCAAUAACAUACAGGCUCCAAACCACGUGAGUGGUUCUAGUUAGUCCACUUUCAUCACUUAAUAAUAUAUAAGACCAUCUGCACUAUAUAUUUCUUUGUUUUUCUUUUACAUGCAUUUUCAAGUGUGUAUUAAUGGGGUAAGUGAGCCUCUUUAUCACUUUAAAUUCAUACAGCGCUCCACUAAUUGGUGUAUAUUGUAUACCAUAUCUUUUAACAUUGUAAACUGAUUGUGGAAACAAGGGUAUUCCACUUUAUGUGUUUGAGCUGCUUCUUUGUCUAGGCACUAUAAAGUAUCACUCACUAUCUCUGCAAAGAGACUGUUUUUGAUUGUAUAAAUAGCUUAAAGGGACACUAUAGUCACCUGAACAACUUCAGCUUAAUGAGGUUGUUCAGGUGAGAACUAUAGCUCCCUGCAGCCUUUCUCAUGUAAACACUGUAUUUUCUGAGAAAAUACAGUGUUUACAUUGAAAGCUAGGAACACCUCCAGUUGCAGUCACUCAGAGUGAACCAGAGGGACUUCGGAGUUGAUGGAGGCACAAUAUGCCUCCAUCCACUCAGAUCUGCUGUCAGCAGAGCACAGGGCAGCACUGUGCACAGCAUCCUGUGAUUCAGUAUAUCCUCCCUCUGCAUGCAGACACUGAACUUUCCUCAUAGAGAUUCAUUGAUUCAAUUCAUCUCUAUGAGGAGAUGCUGAUUGGCCAGGGGUGUGUUUGAAUCAUGCUGGCUCUGCCCCUGAUCUCCCUCUGUCGGUCUCAGCCAAUCCUAUGGGAAAGCACUGUGAUUUUAUCAGGCUACCACAUGUAAGCAGACUGUUUGCUUUUCUGAGUCUAACAGCAUGCAAAUUUACAGCUUCUGGCUUGAAUACAGUAAGAUUUUUACUAUAUUUAUGGAGGCAUGAGGGGCCCAGGGGGGCUAGGUGGUGGUGUUAACACUAUAGGGUCAGGAAUACAUGUUUGUGUUCCUGACCCUAUAGUGAUCCUUUAACUUUUAAAUAUUUCUUUCCCUCUUCCAGCUAUAAAGAUCAAAAACAUCACUCUGUACACAGAUGAACUGGUAGUAAAAUCACCUUCACGACUCCUCAUCCCUUGCCGAUUUUACGCAGAUGAACAAGUUGGGACUAACCAAUUUCUACUUGAAUGGGGAUUGACCCCAGAAAAUAGGGACAACUAUACUCCAAUCCUCCGUCUCUAUGACACCAUUCUGGAAUAUAUGGAGAAUGGCAACAGCAGAGCUCAGGUUUUUGUAUACCUUGUGCAAGAAGGAAAUUGCUCUCUUGUCAUCAAUCCCACCUACACCAAUGACAGUGGAACAUAUGAAAUUCGGCUUACCAUUAAUGGAGUGCAGCAUUCUCCAGUCCCAGUAAUUAAAGUCAAGGUGUUAGGAGACAAGACUGUGUGUGAGUAUUAGUAAAGUCAAAUAUAUUAUCUCUAUGAAACCAUAGUACCACAGUGUCUCACUCGGCAUGUUAAUCAUCUGGGCUAUUUAUUUUCUUCUUUUUUAUAAUUAAGACUUUUAUUGGGUUUUAUGCAUAGCAAGACAAAAGCAAAACGUUAUAAAUGAGUCUUCUAGUGGAGAGUAAUGGUAACAGGUAAUUCUAGAACAGGGCAUAUCCCCACAGGUGUGGUCCUGUAACUAAUUUACCAUGUUGGUAACAAAAUAAUAUAGAAAGGAAAGAACCCAGAAUGAGAAAAAAAGGUAAGAUGUGAAGAGAAAAAUAGAAAGGUAUUCGCAAGAGGGCUAUUUAAUUUUUUUAUGUGCCUUGGGUAGCCCCCUACUUGAACCCCUCACGCCACUGUUCCACAUACCACAAGGCUCAAGUACAAGCAUUAUCUAUGAUCUCUUUCAGACCAAGCCCUAUUAUUAACACCUACCAAACUCUGCACUUGGAUAUCACUUAAUUCACGGACACAGCUAAUGAUCCACCCUCAAACUCCAGCCUUACCCAGUGCCCUUUAGUUUCAAUUCACACCCUUAAAACAUUACUCAUUCCUAAAUCAUUUCCUUCUUCUGAAGAAUAAACCGACGCGUUUCUCACUUAUUGUUUUCCUUUACAGAUCAAACAGAAGUGGAUUACCAGUGUUUCGAUAGUUAAAAUCCCAAAACCAUUUUUUGCAACUGUAGGCAUUUGAAAAAUCAACAAGUAUGCAUUCAACAAUAUUUAAUAAAGUGCCUUACAUGAGCAGAUGUAACACCUGGACAAAUACUGUGGUCUGCGCGUUCCGGUACAAAAACAUUUUAUCAAGACAAAUCAUCUGCGUGCACAUCCCAAGAUGUCGGACACCAUAUCCCCCUCUCCCAAAAAAACCUGAAAAGAGCUUUAACUGAAGCUAAAACCCUUCAGUGGUAAUGCUAAAAAAACAGGCUACAUGCGAGAGUAAACAUACAUUGUAAGUAGACAGACUAGCAUCCAUGUACUAAACAGCAAAAAACAUUAGUGACCAAAUAAAGAUCCAAUCCUUCAUAUAUCAUCGAUUAGCUAGUAAUAUAAUCCUACACUGAAACUAAAAGAUAGGGCAUCAAAAAAAGAAUUUGUACCAGGCACAUGUAGUGUCUAUGAAUCAAAUGUAUGACUGAAAAAAUGAGGCUAACAAGAAACAAAGUUGCAUAAUGUAUGAAGCUAAAGAGGCACUAUAGGCAAGCAGAGCUCUUCGUUUCAUUGAAGUAAUCUGGGUGCAUUGUCCCUGUUCAUGUAACCCUGCAAUAUAUAUAUAUAUAUAUAUAUAUAUAUAUAUUUUUUUUUUUUAUAUAUAUAUAUAUAUAUAUAUAUAUAUAUAUAUAUUUAUAAACACUAAAAGCACCUGCCUAAUAUCGUGUAGGUCCUCCUAGAGCUGCAUUGAGACAUGAACUCCACAAGACCUCUGAACGUGUCCUGUGGUAUCUGGCAACAAGACAUUGGCAGCAGAUAUUUUUUCUGCAAGUUGCGAGAUGGGGUCCCAUAGAUCGGAUUUCUUCUUUCAGCACAUCCAGCUGAUGCUCAAUCCGAUUGAAAUCUGGGGAAUUUAGAUGCCAAGGCAACAUCUUGAACUUUUUUUCAUGUUCCUCAAACCAAUCCUGAAAAAGUUUUGCAAUGUGGCAGGGUGCAUUAUUCUACUGAAAGAAUCCUGCCAUCAGGAAACUCCAUUGACAUGAAGGGAUCUACACAGUCUGCAACAAUCUCUAGGUAGGUGGUAUGUGCCAAAGUAACAGCCACAUGAAUGCCAAGACCCAAGAUUUCCCAGCAGAACAUUGCCCAGAGCAAAUUACUUUCUCUACCUGCCCUCUUCCCUGCUGCUAUACCCCAGGUAAACAACACACAUGCACCCGGUCACUCACCUGAUCUAAAAGAAAACGUGAUUCAUCAGACCAGGCAAACUUCUUCCAUUACUUUUGGUGGUGGACAGCAGUCAUCAUGGGCAUUCUGACUGGUCUACGGCUGCUCGGCAAACUGUGAUGCACGGUGUUCUGACUUUUUUCUAUCAUGGCCAGCAUUACGUUUUUCAGCAAUUUGAGCUACAGUAGCUCUUCUGUAUGAUCUGACCAGACUGGAUAGCCUUCACUUCAAACGUCCAUCAAUGAGCCUUGGUUGACCAUGACACUUACGCCGGUUCACUGGUUGUUCUUCCUGCACCACGUUUGGUAGGUACUGACCACUGCAUACUAGGAACACCCCACAAGACUUGCUGUUUUGAAGAUGGACUGACCAAGUCAUCGAGCAUCACUAUGUUGCCCUUGUCAAAGUCACUUAGUUUUUUUCGCUUGCCCAUUUUUCAUGCUUCCAACACACUAAAUUCAAGAACUGGCUGUUCACUUGCUGACUAAUAUAUCCCACCCCUUGACAGGAGUUAUUGUAACAAUUUAAUCAUUGUUAAUCACUGCACCUGUCAGUGGUUUUAAUGUUGUGGCUGAUCAGUGUGUGUAAAAAAUAAAUAAAUUAUAUAAUAUAUAUAAAUUUUUGGUCAGGUACCAUAAGCCGAUAACAUAAUAAUGUUGAUACAUAAUUAUAUUGAAAAGUCAGUUGUGGUGUGCCGAAACCGACGAGUGGUUAGGCCUGUAAUAAAGAGGGCCCACCUUGUAGUGAUUAUGUUAUAUAAAGGGAGAGGUGGGAGGGCAACACUGAGGCAUUGACUGCAGGUAAGGGGAGGGGUUCCAUGUUAUAUAGGCUGAAUAACCUCUCCUACAACUACAGCCUUCUCCUUUUAAUUUGUGAUCGGUUACCAUAAGCCGAUAGCUUAAUAAUGAUGAUACAUAAUUAUAUUGAAAAGUCAGUUGUGGUGUGCGAAAACGGACAAGAUUAGGCCUGUAAAAAUUAUAAUGCAAAACGUUAUUAGAGUAACAUAUGUAUAAUAUUACAGAGUAAUAGUAUUGAAGGCAUUAAUGAUUUCUUGUUCUGGUUGUGGUAUGUACCUAGAAUAGGCAGAUGACUUCCAGCGGCCCGUUUUCUUUAUGAUGUGUGCAGGAACAUUAUGACUGGAGGCUGCGGAAGCCGCAUCUAUGCGAAAUGAGUGACCUAAGAAAGAAUUAGGAUUUAAACAUUAGAUAAUCCUAAGGUAUAAGAUAGAUGUUUGUGUUGUGAGAGAAUUUCUAUGUAACGGUAGCAAAGUAAAACAGGGGAGUUUACUGGUCAGUGAUUUGGUGAGAUCAUUUAGAACCUUUACUGAACACCAUUUGGUAUUUGAAAUUUAGAAGGGUAUUUCUACCUCAGGGCCUGUCUAACUGGUCUUACUAUGUUUUAAUGACAGGGUGUAAUGAUCUUUGGUAUUAUUUAAGUCUUGUAUCUCAAGGCAAUUUUCGAGUGUCUGAAAACUUAGUAACCAUUAAAGGGACACUAUAGUCACCAGAACAACUACAGCUUAUUGAAUUUGUUCUGGUGAGUAGAAUCAUUACCUUCAGGCUUUUUGCUGUAAACACUGUCUUUUCAGAGAAAAUGCAGUGUUUACAUUACAACCUAGAGAUAACUUCACUGACCACUCCUCAGAUAGCUGUUUAAGAUACUUCCUGGGUCAUGGCUGCCUAAAAUGCAUCCAAACAUUCAGUAUCUCCUCCCUCUGCAUGCAGACACUGAACUUUCCUCAUAGAGAUUCAUUGAUUUAAUUCAUCUCUAUGAGGAGAUGCUGAUUGGCCAGGGCUGUGUUUGAAUCAUGCUGGCUCUGCCCCUGAUCUGCCUCCUUGUCAGUCUCAGCCAAUCCUAUGGGGAAGCACUGUGAUUGGAUCAGGCCACCACUUCUGAUGAUGUCAGCAGACAGCUUGUUUUUUUUUAGGCAAACAGCAUGCGGAGUUACAGCUUCUGGCUUGAAUACAGUAAGAUUUUGCUAUAUUUAUGGAGGCAUGAGGGAACUAGAUGGUGGUGUUAACACUAUAGGGUCAGGAAUACAUGUUUGUGUUCCUGACCCUAUAGUGAUCCUUUAACUCUUUGGGUCCCCGUAAAAGGCCAAGUAAGUGGCAACUUUUAUAACAAUGUUAGUUUGUUGUUCAAAUGGCGUGUUGUCCAAUAAAUCAGAGAUUGCUUGGAAUUUGGGACUAUCUAUUGGAAGUCGUUUUGGUGUUUAUAUGACAUAAAAUUUUUCAAUUCCUUUCAAAACACUCUUAAUGGGAUAAGAUGAAAGGAAAGGUAUAGUAUUGGGAAAUUAUGUAAGCAUAUGAUGUUUUACGGCAUUGAGCUAUUUUUUUUUUUAAUUUUUUUUUUUUUUUAAUUCUUUAUUUUUGUUGUGCAAAAAGAUUAACAAUCAUGCUUGCUAUGCCACAACGGCAGACAUAAACAUUUCAAUAAACAGAUUAGUAUGGCAUGUAAUUGAUAACUGCACUUUUUUUUUUUCUCACAAGUUAAGUUACGUAUUCAAGCUUACUAUUACAUGUCAAAUGGAAGUAAACGCUGUAGCUACUGUCGCAUAGUUGCCACCUGACAUGUGAAAAGACUUUCACAUUUUAUGGUAUGUAAAGUAAUAGAAAAAACAUGACUAAUGACAGACUUGGAUAUUGCAGGCUUCAUAUGAAUUUUUAACUAAAAACGCAUGAGGAGAAACACAUGAGAAGAUCCACCAGGUUGUUAUGGGAAAGGUGUUAAAAUUAGUGUGGUGGCCACUGGGACUCUUUAAUGUAAUGUCGUUACAACUAAAUGCCUGUGGCAAAUUGAGAAGCAUGUGACAGGAAUCACAGACAAAAAAAACCCCAGAAUAAACAGAAUAACAUUCUUGGCUAGUGUGGGGCACUUGCAGAUUAUUUGCUUAUGGUAAGGCAGUUCAUCUACUUAGCCGAUGCCACAAGCAGGCUUCUUCUGGGAGCCAAUUCUGCACUUCUCCAUGGUUUGCUUGGUGUUUCUGCUCCAGCAUCCCCUCUGUGUCAAGAGGCCCUCGGGUGCAUGAAGAACUGUAUUUUUGUAUGGAUCAAUCGAGCGGCGUUCCAUCAUCCGCUCCGCCCGCCGAACCCGGGUCGGCCGACGAGCCGGUGCCUGGGAACCACCAGCCCCUCCAGCUCCCUUGAAAGGGUUAACGUCCUGGGGAUUCUCCAUACCACAGGCAGUUUCCCUCUUGUGUGGCUGCUGGACGGGCACCGCGCCCAUUGUGACUCCUGGCCCAGGGGGUACCGCGGGUACCAAGGGUACGGUGAGUAUCCGUUCUGCUUGACGGGCCUCCAGUCGGCUCCAAAAUGCUGCGCAGAUCGCGUCAAAGGUAGCAGUAAAUUUGGCUUCCCAGCUGCUUGCUGAGUGUGUGGUUGUUGUGGCGGCCAUUUUAACAGCACCAUGCAGUCGUGCUCUGUCCCAAUAGCUUUUAGCUGUAUCGCCACAAGGUCUGCUGUUGCUUUUUCCCUGGUGGGGACGGGGAUAACCCCCACCGGUCCAAAGGGGGGGGGGGUGAACGGGCAACCUCUUCAGUAAUUGCAGAAGGUCCAGGAGGGAGAAUGGCUGCUUCCCCUCCUCAAGGCCCGCCUCAAGCUUGUAGGCCCAAAUUUAAUUUCGAGCCGCAGGUCGAUAAUAAAGGCUCCAGACUCGCACAAGAAAGCUCCCCUGCAUACUGGAACAGAUAAUGAACUGUUUGGUGGUCAUUUGGGGGCAAUAAUCCCACUGUAAAGGUUUGGAUUACAAGAUUUUUGUGAGGAGCUCACUUUCAGCACGUCUGGCUGCCUUGCUGGUCAGGCCCCGCCCCCGGCAUUGAGCUAUUUUGAUGGUGAUGUGAGCUAGUUUGAGCAAUAGGUGGCAAAAAGUGGUGAAUUGACCAGUGUUUCAACAGAAAAGGUGUUUAUUAUUUGAAGAUCGAGACAAACAUUUAAAAUAUGUUAAAUGCUCUAUUAUAAGAUUUUCUUGUAUUGUUGGACAGUCCCACUUGUGCUAAAGUUUUACUGUGUGACAGUAGAACAUUCAGUUCAUGAUAAGUUCCUGGAUGUUCGGGGGUCCUGUUACCUAUUGGUUCACUGUGGGAUGAACUUUAAAAAAUUGCCGGAAAUUUAAACGUAACAGAGCAUCAGGGGUUGUAUUAGGAUUUCCAGGUAUCUAUGUACAUACAAUAUAAAACUGCUGAGUGGCCACCAGCCAGGUUAAUUUCCUGACUAAUUUCAUAAUGAUUAAGGAGUUUGAACGACCUUUAUUUAGUAUGUGACAGGCUGCUUGAUUGUCAAGAAAACACCUUACAUGCUUGACCUUUCCAUGACUUACACAAAACAUCUGCCACCACUACAGUGGAGAAAAUUUCAAACAUAGCGGAGGAAUUAUCAAAAUUGAGCAAUUCAGUAGUCUCAGAGGGACAGCGAGUUUGGACCUACUUGUUACCGUAUUUGGCAGCAAAGCUUAAGGAGCUCAAUGCGUCUGUCCAGCUGACAGGUGAGGUUUUUGAAAUAGAGGGUAUGAACAUGGAUCUGCCAUUCCAUGAUGACAGAAACAGUUGCCACAUGGAAAUGUCACCUGUUGCUUAUUCAUCAAUUGUAAACCUACUGUCGUCAUCGGGAAGGCUUUGCAACAUCCAUAACAGUCUGGAAAUAAAUGCUCUACCUUGUGGAAUAAUUUGCAUAGUGAAAUUGAUUGGCCCAAGUAGUGACUGUAGUUGUUCAUGAGUACAUGAACCUUGUUGUAAACAGUUUGCCAUGUAUUCUUGUAUUUUCCAAAUGUUAUCAUCUGGAAGGCUAGCUUCUAUAGUGUCUGAAUUAAGAUGAAUACUGAGGGAAAUUAUACUGGUAUAUGGACCUUCUGUCCAUAUGAAAGUUGAGAGACUGUGGAUUUUUUUUUUACCCAUGGGGAGAAAUUAUACCUGUGUGGAACACUGACAAAAACCCCAAAGUUAGAAACUCUACCAAGUGAGGUGAUGGGUGGUUUGCUAAGCUAAGGGUUAGUGUAACAGCAUUUGUAUUACCCUGGUAACUAUUCUGUGGUGGUGGAAUAGAUAGUUGGAAAGAUGGGCCAGCUAGGUUGGCCGAUUCCUUGAUCUCAAGUGUGUUUAUGGAGUUGAUGGAUGUCGAUAUUGACAACAUCAUGGCAUGUAAAUCUGAAAGACUGCACUGGACUGAUCCUUCCUCACUGGGCCCUGGUAUUGCUGUGACAGUGUUUUACCUCAUUAGUCUUACUGGCUCAGCCUUCCUUGCUGUGGCUGGAUGUUCUUGCGUUUUUAAUUACGCUGUUAUUCUUUGGAUAGUCCAAGACCUUACUGAACUUGGCCUUGCCGAAAGUCUGGUUGGGUACUCUGUUCUAGCCAGAGUACUAGGCAAUGAAAUGAAAUUCUACGUAAUGGAAAUUAGCAGCGAUUAUCUCAUUAUUAUUGCAAUUAUUUAGUGUGAAACAGCGGCUAAUUGGUGGAAAGUGGCAAAAUUAUAUUACUAGAUGUUACUAGUGGUAAAAGUUGUCCAACUUAUGAAUUUGGGGUGUUGAUGCCACAAACAUAGUGGCAGGGAGUUUUCCUCUUGGUGACAAUUAUCAAGCGUCAAGAUAGAUCUGGUGUGACUGGUGAGACCCUAACUAUACUGUGUGCGAGGCACUACCUAUGCAUUGGGCCGAUGGGCGAAUGUACCCCCAUGUUAAAAGAAGGAAGUUUGCCUCACUGGACCACUGAAUUAAAGGACCACUAUAGUGCCAGGAAAACAUACUUGUUUUCCUGGCACUAUAGUGCCCUGAGGGUGCCCCCGCCCUCAGGGUCCUCCUCCGCCAGGCUCUGGGGAGAGGAAGGGGUUAAAAUCUUACCUUUCUCCAGCGCCGGACGGGGAGCUCUCCUCCUCCUCUCCUCCUCCUCGGCUGAAUGCGCAUGCGCGGCAGGAGCUGUGCACGCAUUCAGCCAGUCCUUGGUCCUGGUCCUAGUCCCGGUCUGUUUUCCUGAUCCUGGUGCAUGUCACCAGUAAUACUUUAAUAUAUCUUGGUUUCUAACCUCUGGCUUGACCCUGACCACGCUUCUUGUUUCCAACUCUUGAUGUCCUGCUCUCUAUUUGUGGUUCUCCUGGCUUCUGCCCUUCAAGUUGACCCUCGAACUUGCUUCUUUGCUGCUAGGGCUGACCACCUGACACCACUUCCUGCCUUUUCCUUUCUGGUUUCUCCUUUUCCUCUGUAAAUAAAGGCACCUGUGCCCUCACAGAUCUCCCAGGUUCCCGUAUCACUCUGAGGCACCUGGGAGGGUCGUGUUUGCAAGGAGUUGCCAAUCCACUGCUACUGAGUUCCUCUCCAAGCAAACCAACUGGUAGGUUGUCACAUUGUGUCAGAUACAAGGUACUGCAGGAAGAUUUGGGGGCCACGAGAACUUGGCAGGCAUCGACUGAAGCUAAUGGAAAAGGAUACAUGUUAUAUAGGUGUCACGGCUGCUAGUGUGGUCCAACACACAGAAACUAUGUAAACAUAUACAUACAAAAGGAAAGGAAAUAAAAGGACAGAGCGUAAACCGGACCUUAGAAUGGCCGGACUAAUACGCUAGAGAUAGAGAAUGGUCAAAGGGAAAGCCGAGGUCAAGGAAGCCAGAAAUACUUAGAUACCGUUUAAACAAGCCAAGUCAGGGGAACCAGAAUUCGGAAUAACCAGGGAAAAGCCAAGAUCAGGAUACCACGAAGUAAUAUACACAAAGAUAAACGCACUCUAGGGAACCAGGAACAGGAAACCACGACAGGGCAAGGUACUGGGGUGAAUUAGGGAUUUAAAUAUCCCUCUCUAGGCUCUGAUUGGUCAGAGGGUGACCUCUGACCCCAGAACGUGCGCGUGCGUUGAAGUCGUGACGUCACGCGCACGUUCAUAUAAUUUUGGGGGGUGGAGCCAUGGAUGGACGCGACCUCAUGGUCGGCACCAUCUUGGACUUCCCCGAGCGGCGUGGAGGAACGGUUCCCGGCUCGCCGCUGAGCAGGUAAGCUCAGUGAGUUGGAGCGGUCGUGCCAGUCGGGCACGGACGCACAUGGCAGCGAGCCGGGGACCGUGACAAUAGGCCGGAUAACCCCUCCCACAACUACAGGCUCACGCAUUUUUAUAUAUCAAAAGAGUUAGGGCAGAAAAAUUAUACACCAAAUAUAAAAAAAAACUAAAUAACAGCAGCACUGUAGUCAAAAUAUAACUAUUAUGCCUGGUCCCCUAGCCUUCUUUUUCGCCUUUAUAUUAAUUUCAUCUAAAAAAAAAUUUUCAUUUGAGUGCAUAUUAUUAUAAAAACUUACCUCUGUUCCAGCACCGAGAUCCUCAGCAGGCUCCGCCCCCAUUUUUGUCAAAAUUGCGAUGUAGCAGGGCUCAAUCAAACCCUUCUGUUAGAGAAACUAAUGCCGCUCUAUGAGUGAACACUGAGCGCAUUAUUGCGCGUUCACAAGCUGAGCUGACUUAUAGCUCAGCUCGCUGUCUAUGUCCUCCACUUCCUACCGCAACCCUCAACCCAGAUACAUGAAGGCAGCAUCCACUACAGUACAGAAAAUAUAGUGUAUAUACACCAUAUAUAAAGUUUGUGUUUGUAUAGAAACACUACAUAUCAAGAUAUUUCUCUAUAUAUAGUGAUUGUAUACACACACAAAUUGUAUAUAUUAUGUAUAUACACUAUAUCUCUCUCACUCUCUGACAGUCUCCCACUGACUCUCUAUUUGACUCUCUCUGACUCUAUUUCUCACUCUCUCUAAUUCUCUCUGACUCUCUCACUCCAACUCUCUAACUCAGACUCUAACUCUCUCUCUCUGUAGUUCUCUCUCACACUCUCACAUGCUCUAUCUGACUCUCUCACUCCAACUGUCUAACUCCAGUUCUCUAACUCUCUAGCUCUCUUUUACUCUCUCUCUCUCUCUAACUCUUACUCUCUUUAACUCUCUGACUCUCUCUGGCUUUCUAACUCUCUCUUAAUCUUUCUAUCUCUAACUCUCUCUCUGGCUCUCUCUGACACUCUCUCUCUGACUCUCACUAACUCUCUGUAUCUAUAUCUAUAUCUCUAACUCUCUAUCUCUCUAACUGUCUUAAUCUAUCUUCAUAUCUAUCUAUCUAUCUAUCUAUCUAUCUAUCUCUAACUCUCUCUGACUCUUUCACUCUGACUCUAACUCUCUCUCUAACUUUCUCUCUCACUCUAGCUCUCUCACUCUAACUCUCUCUCUAGCACUUUCUCUAAUUCACUGAUUCUAUCUCUCUUUCUCUCCCUGACUCUCUACACUGACACUCUCUCUCUGACUCUAACUCUAUCUAUCUAUCUCUAACUCUCUCACUCAUGCUCUUUCUUACUCUCUCACACUCUCUCUCUCUAGCUCUCUCUCACUUUCUCUCUCUCUCUAUAACUCUCACUCUGUGAAAAGAGUUCAUAUCUCCAUAGACAUGGGACUCCUCCCACCAAGCCAUAUAAAGGUUAGCAUAGAACAGGGGUAGGCAACCUUUUAGCAGCACUGUGCCGAUAUAGGAUUGUGAUGUCCCGUAGCGUGCCGGUCCUAUUUUUUAAAAUUGAGUUCUGUAUGCUGCCGUAUUCUGCUUGUGUUAUUUAUAUUGUAAUUGCUUUGUAUCUUUGUAUUUGUGCGUAUAUGAGCUAUUAUAUUGUAUAUGUUCAGGAGUAGUUUGUGGUAUCGUGUACCUAUGAAUGUGGGCUGUGUAUGGGGGCUGCUUGUGGAAUUGUGUGUGUGGAUGGAUAUGUCACAUUGUGUGAUUGGUAGUGUGUGUAUGUGUGGGGGCUGUUUGGGGUAUUGCAUGUGAGAGGCUGCAUGUGGGGUUGUGUGCAUGUAUGUGGAUUGUUAGCGGGUUACAUUUGUGCGGAUUGUGUGUAUGUUUGUUUGUUUGCUGUUCGUAUUAUUUGUAUGAGGGGAGGGUUAUUGUGCAUUUCUGUGUAUAUCUAGCAGUGUGGGUGGCUUCCCUGGGUUCCAGUGGGGACCAGGCUGGCCAGGUACAAGUGAAGGGCAGGAGCUGCAAUAUCCACUGUAGAGCUGCUCUACCACAGUGUGGAUUCCCAUUCACAAGUGCUGGGAGGAAGUGAUCUGAGGUCACUUCCUCUACGUGCUGCAAUAUAUAAAUUGAGGAUUGUCCUUCACCACCUUUUCGUAUUAGCAGAUAUCUGAGGUUUCUGAUUUGGCUCUAGCAGCCUUGAAUGCCGUGCAUGGCACUAGUGCCUUAGGUUGCCUACCCCUGGCAUAGAGUAAGGAAGAUUUAGUCCCGUUAAAUAUUGAACCAUAUUAAAGAUAACAAAGGGCUAAUGUCUCAAGAUGAUACUUCAAAGCUAUCAUAUGUUUGGCAUCAGGAAUAGAAGAAUGCAUCCAUUGAGGCCAAGGCUUAGAGUGACCCUUUAAGAGAGAUAUGAUCAGAAGUCAGUAAAAAGAUUACGAUCACGGCUUGCAGGCUGACUUCUGAGUGUAACUCAGCAUAGUCAGUGGACCCAUUUUCAUCAAGCAGGAACAGCUAUUCAAGUCCUAGCCCAGCAGUUCCAAAACUGUGUGCAUGAUCAUAGCAACGGGAACUGUGCCUCCCUCUUCCCUGCUGGCUCUGCAGGACUGGAGGGGAGAUCGGAGAUCUCCCUUUCUAGCCUGCUAGCAGUGUAAUGCUAGCAGGCAGGGGAGGGAGAGAGGACCCGGGGGAGCUCUAACCUGCAGCUCCGCCGGGUUCUCCUCUCGCAAGCUCGGAGCGUUGCCGCGGUUACCAUGGCAAUGCUCAGAAGCUCGCAAGAGUGAACUCUAACAGCUCCUGAGGCUGCUAGAGUUCACGCUCACCACUGGGACCACGAGGGCUUCCCCACCGGAACACCAGGGAUUGCACCAGGAAAACACCAGGAAAACUCCCCCUAUACACACUGCCCCCUAUACACACACACUGCCCCUAUACACACACACACACACUGCCCCUAUACACACACACUGUACCCAUCACACACCUUGCUCCCCCAUACACACACACUGUACCCCACACACACACUACCCCCAUAAACACACACUGUACCCCUCUCAUACUCUGCUCCCACAAACACAGUGCCCUCUCAAUUCACACACACUGCCCCCACGCACACACACUGCCCCCCACAUGCACACACUGUACCCCUCACGCACACACUGCAGCCUUCAAACACACAAACACAAUGCACCCCACACAAACACUACAUCCUUCACACAACCACACUACAUCCUUCACAAACACAAUGCACCUCCAUACACACACACUUAACCCCACACGCAUUGCACCGCUCACACACACACACAUACAUUGUGCCCUGAAUUAAAGACAAUACUGCUAAUCAUAAAGUGCUAAACAUUUCAAGGUUAGCCUAACCCUAAGAGGAAAGUUCUUACAAAUAUUUUUUGAGCUUGAGAUUUGUUUUCCAGUAUAAAAGUUUGGUUCACAUUUGGCAAAUCGCACAACAGAACAACACACAGUACAGUCAACAGAUCACCCUGCUUCAUUUAGACCACAACAAGUGCCUUCAAGUUCCAAAUGUAUUCAAGUAUAGGUACAUAUCAGAACAUGAAAAAGGAUGACACAUGCAGUUAUUAUUUAUUAGGAAAUGAAAAACAUUUAAUUUACACUUUGUUUCAGUUUAUUAUCUUAAUUUCUCCUCUGCAGCCUUGCCUGAAGAAAUCCAGUCUGUGAACGAAGAGGGGGAGAGAGAAAAUACUAUAAAUGAGGCGGAAUCUAGUGAGGAAAAGGAGGCAGAGGAUGUCGUGAGUGUACCACUUCAUGCAACCGCAGAAGGUGGAGGCAGUGAAAAAAAAUCAGAGUCAUUCGACUGCAACAGCUUUGCACCCCAGAUCUUGCUAUAUGCUCAAAUUCUCCAAAAACUGGAGCAUGAACAUAAGCUAAAAUUACUAACUUAUGGUGUGAUAGUGUUUGGAAUUCUUCUCAGCAUUGGUUCUUCAAUAGGUGUAAUUAUUGGGUAA
Messenger RNA from Pelobates cultripes (western spadefoot toad), 16600 nucleotides. The record is from the annotation of a GenBank genome assembly. NCBI's taxonomy places the organism in Eukaryota, Metazoa, Chordata, Amphibia, Anura, Pelobatidae.